CUUUGUGACCUCUGGCUUGUAGCCCGGAAGUGGAAGUACGGGAGGGGAGUGAGGUGGGGAGAAGUUGGUAAGAUGCCCACUGCGGUGAUGGCGGAAAACUCGCUGGGAUUCAGCAAACUGCUGGAGCAGUGUGAGAUCCAGGAACUGGAGGCCCCUGGUGGAAUAGCAACACCACAAGUUUAUGGUCAACUGCUUGCUUUGUAUCUGCUACACAAUGACAUAAAUGGUGUUUGCAUUAAUUAUUGCAGGAAUACUGCACGGUACCUCUGGAAGAGAAUACCUCAAGCCAUCAAAACUGCUAAUCCUGAACUGGGAGCAAUUUGGUCUGUGGGACAGCGUAUCUGGCAAAGGGACUUUCCUGGAAUUUACACGGUGAUUAGCUCACAUCAAUGGUCUGAAACCAUCCAGCCUAUCAUGGAGGAACUGGGAGAUGCAACAAGACGACGUGCCUUUGGUCUUGUUGCCCAAGCGUAUACCUCGAUUAGUGCCGAUGAUCUCGCAGCCUUUGUGGGACUUCCAGUAGAAGAUGCUGUUAAAGCCGUAUUAGAACAAGGGUGGCAGGCAGAUCCAUCUACACGAAUGGUUGUACCCAAAAAGACAGAACCUCCCCCAGUACCACAGAUUCCUAAUGAACAACAGUUGGCCAGACUAACUGACUACGUGGCCUUCCUCGAGAAUUGACAAACUCCAACCAUCGAGAGAGAGACGAAACCCAGCCAUGUCAGUUUCUUGUUCUGAGAAUGACAGAGACCAGCAGAAUUUCUGUGUAUGCUAACCUUGACUAAAAGGAGACUCUAAAAGUUGCUCUUGAAUGUUCUUGUAAAUAUCAAUGUCACUAAAUUAAAAGCCCUCUCCAGGGGAUAUCUAGUA
Carcharodon carcharias (great white shark) is the source of this 870-nucleotide messenger RNA. It is a transcript of the gene cops8, whose product is annotated as COP9 signalosome subunit 8. Gene Ontology annotation, biological process: protein deneddylation; COP9 signalosome assembly. The record is from RefSeq and is a predicted model, not a curated record. The coding region runs from base 73 to 681 and encodes 202 amino acids. The transcript has 7 exons. Gene Ontology annotation, cellular component: COP9 signalosome. NCBI's taxonomy places the organism in Eukaryota, Metazoa, Chordata, Chondrichthyes, Lamniformes, Lamnidae.